AACAACUGUUUUCAUUUCGUGAAGAUCUUCCUCAACCCAAUCCAACAUACUGGCAACUCCUUCAACAGCAAACUAUAACUUCCCACUGUUGUUCUAUUUCUCUGCUGCAGCUCGGUCAGCCAAUCAGCAUCAACUUUCACUUCCCGCUAUCCGGGUGUACUAAUAUGGCGGCGACAGACGCGUCGAGAGCAGCCCAGAAACGUGUCUUACGGGUGUUGGCUCUGCAUGGGUACCGGCAAAACGAACGAAGUUUUUGGGAGAGAACCGGAGCGCUACGCAAAGUACUUCGGGGCCGCGCAGAACUGAUAACUUUCAGCGCCCCAUUAGUGGUACCGGAUCCUGAUGCUGAGCCCAGUGAUGGAGACCCAAAUUCUUCACAGGAUGAAUCCAGAGGCUGGUGGUUCUCCAAUCCACAACAAAAUAGCUUCGAUGCCAUGGAAGAAAGCAACACUUGCUCCGGGCUUGAGGCGUCUCUGGAUACGGUGGCGAAGGCAUUUUCUGAACUUGGGCCCUUCGAUGGUAUUUUGGGAUUUAGCCAAGGAGCCGCCCUGGUGGCCAUCAUUUGCGCUUUAAAACAACAUGGAGAUCCCCGCUUCCAUUUUAACUUUGCUAUUUUGGUGGCAGGCUUUAAAAGCCGAUCGUCUGAGCACACAAAGCACUAUCAGCAGCCGAAUACAGUUCCCUCAUUGCAUGUCAUUGGCGAGACAGACCGUGUCAUAUCUGCUGACAUGAGCCGGGAACUGGUUUCCCAUUUUGAGAAUCCUUUUAUAGUGAUGCAUCCUGGAGGACAUUAUGUUCCUGCUUGUGCCCCUCAAAAAAAAGUAUAUUGGGAGUUUUUGGACAAGUUCCUUAGUUAGCGUCUAAUAGAGGGGCCUGGCUCAUUCUCUUGAUAAUAAAAACAAGAGGAAACCUUA
Xenopus laevis (African clawed frog) is the source of this 914-nucleotide messenger RNA. RefSeq names its product OVCA2, serine hydrolase domain containing S homeolog (gene ovca2.S). NCBI's taxonomy places the organism in Eukaryota, Metazoa, Chordata, Amphibia, Anura, Pipidae. Gene Ontology annotation, biological process: response to retinoic acid. Bases 165 to 857 code for a protein of 230 amino acids. The transcript has 2 exons. Gene Ontology annotation, cellular component: nucleus; cytoplasm. The record is from RefSeq and is a predicted model, not a curated record. Gene Ontology annotation, molecular function: carboxylesterase activity; hydrolase activity.